GCACCAGUUUCAGAGUAACGAGCUCAUGCGAGCUUCAAGUAAUCUUUGUACGCAGGCAGACUAACCUCCGGAAGCCGUGAAGUUGCGGCCAGCUGUAGCCUCGCAACAGUGGAUUCGAAGUGAUCAUCAAUGCAGCAUUUGCCUCAGCCGCGUACCGCUUCUCGUCUCGCUUGCUGAAUGUGGGCCAGUGCACCAAAAACUUGAACCCUCGCUCUGAAUUUGACCUGUGACCUUUCUUCCAACUCACAACCACCUUCAGUCCAUCGACAUCCUUCGACAGACGUCAACGAGGCACUUCUUCGCAAGUACUGCACAACAAUCACAACAGAAGCACAUCCAACAUGAACUCAUUCGGAGCUGCACCAGGCGGAGGCCGCGCGUGCUACAACUGCGGCGAUGCGUCUCACCAGGCCCGCGAGUGCCCAAACAAGGGCAACCCAACCUGCUACAACUGCGGCGGUCAAGGCCACCUUUCGCGCGACUGCACUGAGCCUGCUAAGGACAAGGCCUGCUACUCGUGCGGCGAGACUGGACACAUGAGCCGCGAAUGCCCAAACGCUGCCCCUCGCCAGGGAGGCUUCGGUGGAGGCGACCAGGAGUGCUACAAGUGCGGCAAGGUCGGUCACAUUGCUCGUAACUGCACCGAGGGUGGAUUCGGUGGCGGCAAUGGGUACGGUGGCGGCUACGGCGGCGGCCGUGGAGGCUUCGGCGGUGGCCGUGGAGGUUUCGGUGGCGGACAGGGUGGCCAGACCUGCUACACCUGCGGCGGCUACGGCCACUUGAGCAGAGACUGCGUCCAAGGCCAGAAGUGCUACAACUGCGGCGAAGUCGGUCACCUUUCGCGUGACUGCCCAUCCGAGCAGUCUGGUGGCGAGCGUACCUGCUACCGCUGCAAGCAGCCAGGCCACGUCCAGUCUGCCUGCCCCAACUAAGCGAUUCAACGAGUUUGUGGCCCGGAGCAACCUGUCUUGCAUGACAUACCUUAACGAACCCACGGCCUUCCUGGAUUGACGACCUUGACCGGCGAUCAGAUGAGUGAAAUCGAUGCAUCAGCCAGAGCAGGCUGGGGAUACGAAAUGGUGUUAGGCGGGUCAAAAGGUCAAUCGGAUGGCGUUUUAACGAGAAUUCAUGAGCAAGCCGUAUGCACUUAUGAUCUUGCACACGGCUUGUUCGCUGCAAGGGCAUGCCGCGAGGUAACUUGGCAUAUGAAGCGGUGAUGAGCUGCAGAGUUUCGGUCAGCAAGCUAGCCAAGUCAAAGAGAAUAGUCGUCGAAUGCGAAAGAGAAACGACGCCACUCGAAGAACUUGAAUGUCAAUUCCAUCAAGGUGUUGCAAAUAUGUCAAGACUAUUGCGUAUAUCUCCCGGCAAUGGGUCGGUAGCCGAUCACGCAGCUCCCGCGAACG
This is a messenger RNA of Cercospora beticola, 1403 nucleotides long. RefSeq lists its product as uncharacterized. Gene Ontology annotation, cellular component: cytoplasm. The record is from RefSeq and is a predicted model, not a curated record. Gene Ontology annotation, molecular function: translation regulator activity; zinc ion binding; mRNA binding. Gene Ontology annotation, biological process: positive regulation of cytoplasmic translation. NCBI's taxonomy places the organism in Eukaryota, Fungi, Ascomycota, Dothideomycetes, Mycosphaerellales, Mycosphaerellaceae.